Capra hircus (goat) is the source of this 1453-nucleotide messenger RNA. It is a transcript of the gene TMEM80, whose product is annotated as transmembrane protein 80. Bases 99 to 740 code for a protein of 213 amino acids. The transcript has 5 exons. Gene Ontology annotation, cellular component: ciliary transition zone. The record is from RefSeq and is a predicted model, not a curated record. Gene Ontology annotation, biological process: non-motile cilium assembly. NCBI's taxonomy places the organism in Eukaryota, Metazoa, Chordata, Mammalia, Artiodactyla, Bovidae.
CCGAGCGCUAUCGGGCAGGCUGAUCGGGCCUCGGCCACGGUUCGGAAGCAAGUCCCGAAACGCAGCGCCGUCGAGCCCCUUCGGGAGCAGAAGCGAAAAUGGCCGAAGGGAUUCCGUCCGAGUCCCGCGCCGAGAGGCUGCCGGGAUCGCGGCGGACUCGGCGGGCGGGGCGGGCGCGGCGGGCGGGGCCCGGGGGCAAGAUGGCGGCCCCGCGGCGAGGGAGAGCUUCCUCCACGGUGGUAUCCCGCUGCUCCAUCCCCUGGCCCUCUGUCAGCCCAGGACCCAGGCCUCCACACAGGGCACCUGCAGUUGGCUCCUGGCUCCUGCUUUUUGCUCCUUCAAGCCCCACCCCCACCUCUGGGUUCCGAGUGUUAUUCUGUCUGAGUGGGACGUGCUGCGCCCUGCACUUCCUGGCUACGCUCCUGCUGCUCGUGUAUAAAAGUCAGGUUUUCACUUAUCCUCACAGUUGCCUGGUCCUCGACCUGACUCUGCUGUUUCUGAUGGGGAUUCUGGAAGCGAUUCGGUUAUACUUCGGCACCAUGGGCAACCUGAUGGAGGCUGAGGUGCCGCUGGCUGCCAGCCUGGUCCUCACCGUGGGCGUCGCCCUGCUGUCUGCCUACUUCCUGCUCUGGCAGACCCUGGUGCUGCGGGCAGACUCAGCCCUCGGCGCCCUGCUCCUGGCGCUCCACGGCCUGGAGGCCGUCCUACAGGUGGUGGCCAUUGCUGCCUUCAUCAGCUAGGUGAGCAGUGCCAGCCUUGCGGGACAGCCCUGGAUAGGAGCCCCCCUCAGGACCUCCUCAGGUGGUCCCCCGACUGUCACCUCGAGCAGGAAGGGCACCUUCGUGCUCCCCUGCCCCAGUGUUAGAGAGACUGUUUGCGGCGGGGUGUGCAAGGCAGAGGCGGGGCUGGGCUUCAGGGUGGAACAGGGUGCUGCAGCAGGGGCCCUGGGCAGGCUCGGGGGCGGGGUGGGGGUGGGACCUGAGAGGGCUCCGGUUCUGGCUGGUGAUCCCUGGGGUGCGGACGGGGUUGAGGCUCUUCGGAAAGCAGGCGGCCAGGUCAGAGCCUCCGGGGUCCAAGGCACCCCACCCCAUGCAGGGGCUGGAGCUCUCUGUUCCCCUGCAGCUGCAGGCAGCUUGGGGGUCCUGGGCUCUGCCUCCCACAGGAGGCACUCUCGGGCUGCCUAAUCCCCCUCUGCCUGGGCGUUCUCAGGAAAGGUGGUCUGGAGGCUGCAGACUUGCGGGGAGCUGGCGGCAGCCUUCUCUGGGGGUUUGUGCCAUUCACAGAUCCUCGGUGAGUGUUCCCGGGAGAAAUCCGAGCUGGUGUUUUCUAGUGACCUUCCUGCGUUUGUUUCAGUUGCACGUUUUCUCUGUUUAGAAUGACACUGUGUUUGAAUAUCUAGAUAUUUUCUCUUCAUUGUAUCUUUAAAAUAAAGGAAUGUUUGUACCUCCCUGAA